Uloborus diversus is the source of this 1372-nucleotide messenger RNA. RefSeq names its product histone deacetylase complex subunit SAP30 homolog (gene Sap30). Bases 192 to 710 code for a protein of 172 amino acids. Gene Ontology annotation, molecular function: protein binding; transcription coregulator activity. The transcript is spliced from 5 exons. NCBI's taxonomy places the organism in Eukaryota, Metazoa, Arthropoda, Arachnida, Araneae, Uloboridae. The record is from RefSeq and is a predicted model, not a curated record. Gene Ontology annotation, biological process: regulation of DNA-templated transcription. Gene Ontology annotation, cellular component: histone deacetylase complex.
UGCACUAUUGCAGUAAAAACGAGUAUUAUUUUCUUUCCAACUGCAUUUGCUUACUUUUCAUGAUUGAAUUAUUGUUGCUUAUUGUAAAGAGCUUGUGAAGAGUUCCUGAGCUGCAACGCUGGUUCCUUAAAUCUCUGUAUUGUGAAAGAUAUCCUGAAUUUCCGUUUCGUGUGCUUCUAGGCUAUUAUGAGAUGAAUGGUUUCAGCACUGAAGAAGAGACUCCUGGUUGUCACAAUCAAGUGUGCUGUCUCUUAGAUGAAGGGGAGCGUUGUACUCAACCAGCUGGAAAUGCCAGCUAUAACAAGAGAAUCCAGAAAACUGUUGCUCAAAAGAAAUUGAAACUUAGCAUCGAUCCUAAUGCGAGACACAUCUACAUCUGUGAAUAUCACAAGGGAGUAAUUCAGAGCAUCAGGAAUAAACGGAAGCGUAAAGAAAGUGAUGAUGAUAAUGGUUUGAAUGACCAGGAUAUGGAUGUUCCUGAAGUUGAUCUCUAUCAACUACAAGUAAGCGCCUUGCGAAGAUAUAAACGUCAUUACAAAAUUCAAACUCGUCAAGGUGUCAAUAAAGCACAACUUGCUGAAACUCUGUCAAGGCAUUUCAAAACGAUUCCUGUGAAUGAAAAAGAAGCUAUAACCUAUUUUAUAUACAUGGUGAAAAACAAUAAAAAUAAACUCGAUCAGAAAAAUGGGACUGAAUCAUCAGGGACUUGAGUGUUUUAACGUGUAUAGUUUUUAAAAAUGUAUAUUUUUUGUAGAUUUUAUGUUGACUCAAGGAAAGAAAAAUGUUACAUUUCAUGAAAUACCUCAGAAUAUUUAUUCCAUUUUUAAAUGCUAUCGAGUCUCAUUACUGCAUUUUUUUAAACUAAAACAAUACUGUAUUUUUUAAAACAGACAAUUUUAUUUUAAAAUAAAUACUUGGUUCACAUAAUAGUUUCUUGAAGAACCAUGUCCUUUUAUUUUAUGGGUCAUUCUCGCAGAAGUAGUCAUUUUCAUGUCAAUGUUAUUGAUUACGGAUGUUUACGACAUAAUUUUAGGGAUUUAAAUAGUUUUCAGAAUAGAGUUUUAUGAGGUAAUAAAAGUAAAAUCAUUGUUUUAUUUUUUUUAAUGUACUUUAUAUAAGUUGAAUGUACCAAAAUGUCAUUCCCUCACUGUCCCCACUGUUAACAAAAGUAAGCUAAAAUUAUUUUCAAGCAAACAAUAUGUUCAGUAAGUUACGCCCUAUAGCCAGGUUUUUGUGUUUUCCAUUUAAAAAUAUUGAACAACAUAAUGCAAAAAAUGCAUUUAAAGUUUUAUCCUCAGUGAGUUGUGUCUUCCCUGUUCCGCCACAAUAGUCAAUUAACCCUUCAGAAUCACAGUUAAAAAAAAUAGCAAAA